UUAAGUAGUCAAUUACUUUUAACAAAGACGUUAAUACGAAGAUGAUUGGAACUCUCUCAGCUUCACCUCCCGGCACUAUCAUUUUCAUAUUUUGUCAAUAAAGCACUGGCAUUAGUGACCUUGUUUCCGAUUCAUCGAUUGAUAUAAUCUGGCAUCUAGAGAUAGCUGUUUCCUCGGGUCAUAUCGGCUGUUUGCAGAAACCAUUGGCUACAUUUGUGUAUCGUCUGUUGCAUAGUCAACAAGCGCGCGGAUACACGAUCGCGCGGGAAUUUUUUGUUUUUUUUUUUCUAUUCUCUUCCAAGGGAAAGGGAUGUGAGAAUUUACAGUCUUAAUUUUUUUUUGUGAUCUUUAUAUUAAGCAGUGAAGUUUAAAAACAAUUUUGUGAAUAUUUUGGAUUAAGACACAGUUUUUAAAUUAACUUAAAAAAAGGAGUCGGUUAUCAAUUCGGGGCUUAUGUUUAUUCCUUCUGGUGUUGAAGGACAUUAAUUGGACCAUUCCAGUGGAUGGAAAUGGCGAAAGCCCUUCGAAUACAAUCGGGGAUCUUCACAAUAUGUUCAAGUGUGAAAAAUUGCGCUAUCUCUCUAAAUUUCUGGAAACUAAAAUGAAAAAUUAUUGAAGAAAGAUUGUCUUUAUGCCUCAAGAGAUGGCGCUACUACUCAUUUUCUGCUUGGCCAUUAUUUCACUUUGCGCUUCCAAUCCAAUCGGAGAGAUGUCGCUAGCCAACGUAACUCGAUUGGCCACAGGCGAUUUAUUUUCAUUGAUUGGAACCGAUUGUGGUCCCACACGUUGCAUGGAGAUUUCCCACGGGACGGCGUUGGCCGCAAUGGGGGGCGACAGCUCAUCAUGCAUGUGCCGAUGCCGCCGACAAAAUCCGGUUUUCCGCGAGGAUCAGCGCGUGUGCAUCAAUCAACUUGAUGAAUGUCUUAUGGCGAAAUUCGGUCGGGACGGAACAAAACCUCUGAUACCGUUCGUCUUUCUCCCAUUGAAAGGACAAAUUAUUUAUCCUUCAAAAGAAAUAAUAUUCACAGAUGUUGAAGAUGCCAUUUGUGCGGUAACAAGUGCUCAAUACCUAACUGCGUCAGGAUGGGUGAACCUACGUGACGUCAUAGACAAUGAUGUCCCAUUUGGCUUGUAUCGCGAUGAAGGCAGCACGUUCUUGCAGUGGCGUGGUUCGGCGGCCCUGCACGCUCGCUUAGAGGGUCGACUUGUGGCAGUCCAUGUAUUGUGUUCAGGAUCAUCAUCUACACGACUUGCAGCGUCGUGUGCAGCAUUCCGUGUGGCAGGCGCUUCACAAAAUGGAUUACUCGAUGUUCGGUCAAUACCGUUUCAUGCGGGCGAGGCAAUUCCCGCGGACUCUACUCCCCAGAGUCAGGGUCUGAGCGUCUUAGAAUCACUAGCAAUUGGUGUUUGCGUGUUGAUGCUGAUUUUCGUUUAUGCAGCAGGAAUUAUAUUUUACAUCCAUUACAAACAAAGACAAAAGAAAAAACAGAAAGAUGUCGAACAGAACAUGUCUGAUAAUGGUUCCGCUAUGGAACCUAGGCUUGACAUGAGCAACGUGAUGAUGAAGACAAAUCCGUUAUUGAAAUUGAAUGGUAUGGGAAACGAUUUUUUUAACAGUGAAAAUACCAUGUCUGAUGGCAGCGAAAAUAUGGAUGGUACCAUGGAUCCGCCGCAUAGCAAUUCUCAUAAAUUUCAGAAAACGAAUUCAAACGUAAUCUCAGCCAUGGUUCAUUCUCGUCGCAAAAAGCCUUCGAGACCUUCAAUUAGGUCUGUGUCAAGCUCAGAACAUUAUCAUGGACGAUUACAGAGACGCGCUACUUCACCUGACACCUUUGAAAGGGCUCCACAUUCAGAUUUGUCGAUAGUGGAUUGCAGCGUUGAGAAUAAUUCGUUCUCUAGUCGCCAACACAUACCUUCGAAUGGCGAAACGGCUCUGCGAAGAAAACUUUAUUUCAAUCCAGUUUUUUUUGAAACAGAACAUUUAAAGAACCCCCCACCGGCUGCGAUAGAUUUUUUAGAAAAAAUACGAGAAGUAAUGACGAUUGCGAAAGAUAAAAUGACUUCAAAAAGGUUCGUCCCAAUGCUUUCGGAAAUACCCGAAGAAGACCUUUAUCACACGAUAGAUCUUGGUUGGGACAUUCCGUGUGCUCGACGGGGUCGAAGAUUUAGUGCGAUUAGUCUCAAGCAAGAAAACAGUCGAAAGGCCAUGCAUUGUGGAGGCUGCCCAGGAUGCGACAAUAAUAUCAGACCACAAAAAGCCGUAGCUUUAACAAGAUCGAAUUCUUGUAAAUCUUGUGUAAGUGAUGAUUAUAAGCAAAGAAUAGUAAAGAAAUGGUUAGAAGAAGUUGCGACUCCAUCCAAGAAAUCACCAGUGAAAUCUGUUGCAAAGUUCAGUGGCCCUCCAAGAGUAGUAGAAUCGAAACUAAAGGAUCCGGUGCGUCCAAAGUCGGCGGAACCAUUAACAGUUAAAUCGAAUACAACAACUAAAGAUACCACUGAGAAUAUAGUCGAACAAAAUGUUAAAAAUGAUAAUUUAAGAAACGUAAAGUCAACCGAAGAUACAAAAACUGCUAACAAGCCAUCGAAACCCAAAGAAAGUCCAAUUGAAGAGAAGAAAAUCAGUAAGCCCACUAUAAGUCAUCCUAAGCCAAUAUCACCAAAUUUGAUAAUCGAGAAGAAAAGUCCAUCUAGUCAGACUUCCAGACAUAUUAGAAAGAAAUUGCCUCCUCCUCCUCCACCGCCAGUAAAACGACCCGAACCGCUUAAAAAGGAAGAUGUGGAACCAUUAACAAAGGAUGUUAAAGUUAGAAUGGAAGCAGUAAUUCGUGAAUUGAAUACUUGUGCAAGUGUUGAACCCUCGGAACUAGAGGAUAUGAAAUUGGAAACAAUUUCUCCCAUCGCUCCUAAGAUUGUUAUACCUGUCAUUGCUGCAGAUUCUUACUACAGCGAUGAUAAUAUGUUAACACUGGGUAGAAAUAAAGAAAUAUAUAUGAAUCCACAAGAAGAGUUUAUGGAUUACGAUAGUUUAGAACGUAGUUUAGUGAGGAGAAGAAGAUUUUCACUUGCCUGUGGUACAGAAUUAUUCCAAAAUGAAAUGGUAACUAGCGGAAGUAAGCCAGUCAAUUACGGAAGGCUAGCCAAAAGCUGGCGUGAUGUUAAAAAAGCAGUCGAAGAAGAGAAUAAAUUAAAUGCUCAUGUAUUUGGUCAACUUGAUAAUCGAAGUCAAUCCAUUAGUGAAAUUUCAGUUAAUACAUCAGAACCAAUGUAUGAUAACACUUCCAAUCCGGGUCCUUUGACAAUCCAAGUAAGAGGUUCUCCAAUUGAAACUAGGCGUAAAAUCAAAGAUGACUUCGAUCCUGACACACUUGAUAGGAAACCGAAGCAUGAAGUGAAGAAGCGAGUCGAAAAGAUAUUAUUAAAAUCAGCUGGUAGUUUCAAAUGUAAGUCAACGCCUUCCGAGAAUGAUACUUACAAAAAAUCCCCUCAAAUGGCAAUAACUCAGAAAAUCGGUAAUUUGCGACAAAUUUAUGAAGCAAAAGCUAAAGCUCAAGCAGAAGAGGUGCAAUUUUAUAACAGGCGUGGUAGCGUGCCUUGCGGUGGUCAAGAUAUUCAAGCUUUCAUGCGUUCGCUUAAAGCACCUGACUUAAUAAGACACAUCGAAAACCAAAAAGAGAGACCUCCAGUCCCACCAAAGCAAAGACGCGGCAUUGAUUUAUCUCCAAAAUUCUCUAAUAUGACUCGUGAGAGUCCACCAGGUGAACGUCGACGUGGCACUGAAGAGAAAGAUCGUUUCUCACAAUAUUCGAGAAUGGAAAACUUAAACGCUAGAAGAUCAGGUCGUCGGUCGGCUCGUACUAGAUCUAGGCGAACUGACCUAAGAAGACUAUACAGAACGGAAGAUUCAGGAUAUAUGAGUACUGAUUCCAACGAGUCUAAAAGAAGAGCCAGUUACUUAAUGCAACUUAGACCUAAAAUGAAUUUCCCGGAGCAUUCUCCAGCGGCUAUAGUGCGUACCGUCACGAAGGCACCAGUUACACAGGUGGAAUCAGAUACAGACGAUUUGGAAUCAUUGUGCGAUGGGCGAAGUGAAUCAGGUGGCGAGAGCGUGGAAACGGAUUCAGUGUUUUUCGGUAACUUCGACGACUCGAAGGAGAUGUUGGCCGAAUUAGGUUUAAAUAACUUCGAGACACACAACAAAAUAUCUGGAGGCCACGAACAAAUAGACUCCGGCUAUAUGGGGGAAACGAAUAUUAUUUUGAGUGGUGACAGCGACUCAGAGCACCGAAGCGUCAUUUCGAUAGUUACCGGAUAGUCGUGCGUCCGCCUCUUCUAAAUUAUAUGAACUCUCAUAUUUACACACAAUUGAGUGUUAGUUUAAAAUGUAGUCCUUGAGUAUUAGAUAGGUAGUCAUUAUAGCUGUCAAUUGCCAACCAACUUUAGUCUUUAGAAGUCUGAAAGAAUAAAGAGAGUAGAUUUUUAUUCUGUCAAAGAAUAUUUCGAAUGUACCUUUAGAAUAAAUUAGUGCCUCCUUUAAGUUUAAUGCUUAGUCCGAAUCAUACCUCACUAUUUUAUUAAUUAUACUUAUUAUUGUUUAACUCUUUAUUUUAUCUCGUAAGCAGGUUAUGUUGAUACAACAAGUUAUUCUUGCAAUAUAGUUUAAUGUAAACUUAAUACUGUAGUUAAAUUUGAUUUUAAGAAGGUAACGUUGUCAAUUUACAUCUUAAUUUUUACAUGCCAUUUUAUGUUUGUUUACUGAAUGAUUUUGUUUGUUGUAAAAAGUGUGUAAAUAAAUUUAUUUAGACGUUUAUGUAAAAAUUAUAGUCGGCCGGUUGUGCAAUUAAAUUUUAUAGUGUUUCCGUGGAUUUUAAAAUGGAUCGGAAUUAAAUAUUACGGUGCUGGUACGAAUAAGAGGCUCAUUAAUUUAUUGAUUUUUUUUUUAUUAUUAAGGAAAAGAAUAAUAUAAUUAGUUGAAUAAAAAGUUGGUUGGACGUGUGUAGGUAUACAAGUCAAAAUAUUUUCUUUACUUUGUCAGCAAAGUUAUAUUUGAAAAUGUUUUGGAUUUUUAUUAAAGCGUUGUGUUGUGUUAAAAUAAACUUUAUUUGUUUUACUACUUUUA
This is a messenger RNA of Bombyx mori (domestic silkworm), 5116 nucleotides long. RefSeq lists its product as uncharacterized. The record is from RefSeq and is a predicted model, not a curated record. Gene Ontology annotation, cellular component: cell cortex. The transcript has 10 exons. NCBI's taxonomy places the organism in Eukaryota, Metazoa, Arthropoda, Insecta, Lepidoptera, Bombycidae. The coding region runs from base 632 to 4312 and encodes 1226 amino acids. Gene Ontology annotation, biological process: imaginal disc-derived wing hair organization.